Messenger RNA from Raphanus sativus (radish), 2056 nucleotides. Its product is annotated as AP2-like ethylene-responsive transcription factor TOE2. Gene Ontology annotation, biological process: regulation of DNA-templated transcription. Gene Ontology annotation, molecular function: DNA-binding transcription factor activity; DNA binding. Bases 409 to 1788 code for a protein of 459 amino acids. The record is from RefSeq and is a predicted model, not a curated record. The transcript is spliced from 10 exons. Lineage: Eukaryota; Viridiplantae; Streptophyta; Magnoliopsida; Brassicales; Brassicaceae.
ACUAGACUCGGCUUACGAGUCCCAUCAUCAUUUUCAUUCCCCGACGCGAGGCGACGAGACGAGACGAGAAUCUCUUCCUCUUCCUCCUCCGGCGAAGGAAAGUCUAUUAUCAUUCACAUCACUCUCAUCGCCACACCAAGUCUCCUUAAUAAUCUCCGUCGUCAUCUGUAAAUCCAUGUAAUCUCCUCCGUUGAUUCUCUACUCUCCUCUCGUCUCCUCUGCUUGUGUGAAGAAGAUUCUUACCUCACUGUAAUGUGAUUUUGUCCCGAUCUCUGCUCAUUUCCAAUUGCGACGGCGAUCGAUCGCUGAGUCAGUUGAUCGGAUAACCUUUUGAUCGUAAUUGUGUUUAAAGCGAUAGUUGUCCUCCUACUCUGUGAGCUUUUGACUUUUUUAUUUUAUUUGAGAUUAAUGCUGGAUCUCAACCUCAAUCUCAAUCUCAACCUAGAGAAGGAGGUUUUGAAUCAGAUGGAUGAAUCAGUGACGUCCAACUCUUCCCUAGUCAAUGCCGAGGCUUCCAGCUGCAUCGAUGGUGAAGAGGAGCUGUGUUCCACACCCACCGUUAAGUUUCAGUUUGAGAUACUCAAAGGAGGAGGAGGAGGAGGAGGUCGAGAAGAAACGACUAAGGAGUUCUUUCCUGUUGCUGCUAAAGGGGAUGGAGAUGGUGCGAGUUUUGUUGAUUUGAGCGGGCAGAGUUCCAGGACCUCCGUUGAUAUUUCCUUCCUGAGAGGAGGGGAUCAAGGCGGAGAUGCUGCGAGGGUGGUUAUGCAGCCACCGGCCGCACAGCCGGUGAAGAAGAGCAGGAGAGGGCCUAGGUCUAAGAGUUCUCAGUAUAGAGGUGUUACUUUUUAUAGGAGGACUGGAAGAUGGGAAUCGCAUAUCUGGGAUUGCGGUAAACAAGUUUAUUUAGGUGGAUUUGACACUGCCCAUGCUGCAGCUAGGGCGUAUGAUCGAGCUGCUGUAAAGUUCAGGGGUCUGGAGGCUGACAUCAAUUUCGUUAUCAGCGAUUAUGAAGAGGAUCUCAAGCAGAUGGCGAAUCUUUCCAAAGAGGAAGUUGUACAAGUACUUAGGCGUCAGAGCUCUGGUUUCUCGAGGAAUAAUUCAAAAUAUCAAGGAGUUGCUUUGCACAAGAUUGGCGGGUGGGGAGCUCAAAGGGAGCAGUUAAAUGGAAACAUGGUUUAUGACAAGGCGACAGCCACAAAAUGGAAUGGAAGGGAGGCUGCUUCUUUAAUCGAGCCUCAUGCAUCCCGGAUUAUUCCGGAGGCAGCUAAUUCUAAGCUCGACCUCAAUUUGGGAAUCUCUCUUUCACUGGGAGAUAGUCCAAAGCAAAACCUUAACAAUAUCGUAUGUGGAAGGAACUCCAAGAUGGAGAACCACAUGGCUGCAUCAACAUGUGAUACACCUUUCAAUUUCUUGAAGAGGGGUCCAGACCAUCUUAUUAACCGGCAUGUCCAUCCUUCUGCGUUCUUUUCAUCCAUGGAAAGAACACCAAAGGAAGGCUUUAUGCCACGGUCUUCCCAAAGUUUCCCAGCCAGGACAUGGCAAGCGCAAGAUCAGUCCAGUGGUGGAACAGCCACAACAGCGACAGCAUUGCCACUGCUCUCAAAUGCAGCAUCAUCAGGAUUCUCACACUCAGCUACACACCCGCCUUCGUCAUCCACUGCUACUUUUCAUCCUUCUCAGCCUUUCCUCAAUCUGAAUAUGCCAGGUCUUUAUGUCAUCCACCCAUCUGAUUACACAUCUCGAAACCACCACAAACAUGACAGUAACCGCUCACAAUCACCACCAUAGCGUCCUGAUUCCUCCGCCACACUCAAGGUUCCAAACAUCGCCGAAAGUUAGGAACAACUUGACUGUGGAAGGAAAAUCCCAGAAAAUAUAUUGCACUCUAUUUGCCAUUGUUUGCUUCUCACUCUUCUUUUGAUUUGUAACAUAUAAAAAAGUCAGGGGGUAAAUUACAAACACAGAAACCAAAACCCCCAUUUGUCAUAUUACUAUGAUGUCUCUGAGAUUGAUUCGGAUAACCUUGUUCAAACUCAAUGCAAUCUAUUUGUAUGAA